Molecule: messenger RNA, 1146 nt
Organism: Penicillium cosmopolitanum
Lineage: Eukaryota; Fungi; Ascomycota; Eurotiomycetes; Eurotiales; Aspergillaceae
Product: Mating type protein
Exons: 2
Coding region: 1-1146 (381 amino acids)
Biological process (GO): positive regulation of mating-type specific transcription, DNA-templated
Cellular component (GO): nucleus
Molecular function (GO): DNA binding, bending
Source: RefSeq, a predicted model, not a curated record
AUGGCGGCUACCGAACCCAUUCAGCGAAACCACACCCGACUCAUCCCGAUAAUUUCUCAAAGCGACGAGGACAGACGAAUCCGAGAGGAAGCAGAAUGGACUCCUACCAUACUGCGCUUCUUUGACUAUUUGACGGCCGUUCCAGUUGAUCGUGCUUUCCGAAUCCUGGGAUUGUGGACGGCGGAGCUGACUUUUGAGGACUUUGCUGCCACGAUGGUCGCUAAAAUCCCAACAAGCUGGUUUUCCGAAACACAUUAUGCACCAGUCGGCCCUCGUCUGGUUUUCGCCAACAACCGGCUAUCCCUGGAGCAGUCCCAGGAAUCAGAUCGGGCCCCGCUCAUUUUACCCUUCCAUGUGUUCUCCAACCCGAGCGAGCAGAUCAGUCCUCCGCCGGGGCCUCCCUCCAAACGCAGAGCUCUUAACUGCUUUAUGGCGUUUCGCAGUUACUUUUCUGGCAUUUUCCCUGGCAUUCGCCAGGCGACGAAAUCUAGUCUGCUGAGUGAAAUUUGGAAGACUGAUCCACUCAAGUCCCACUGGUCACUUUUGGCAAGGGCAUACACAAUCAUCCGCGACAAUUUCCGGAUGGAAGACCCCACCCUGCCCCUGUUCAUUCGACUUGUUGCCAAUUACAUGGGAAUGCCCUUGCCCCGAGCCUACUUGGCUCUGUGUGGUUUUACUGUCGAGCUGCAACUAUUCCCAGAGCGGAGAUACAAGGUCCAUGGUCCAAAUCUGAACGAGCGGAUUAUUCCACAUGUCCGUACGAUCGAAAUCAGUGAAAUUGUGGCGUUUCUUCAAGCCAGUGAACUCUACCAAAUGGAGCAAUAUCCAAGUUCCAUUUGGCCGUAUGAGAAUUCUCCUCGUGAGAAUGGUCAAAUGGCGGUUCGUAUCGACCCUGAUCAACCUGUGAUUGACGAUCCCCUUGCCGGUCUCUUUGAUGAACGAAACUGGGAACUCGACCUGGAGGACACAUACUCUGUUGUCGAUGACAGUUUGGACCCCGACCAGGACUUAGUUUACUGGCCCGCCAUUGACCUCAACAGCCUGGCACGUUUCGAUGACGAGCGGAUGGAGACUUCUGACGGAUACCGCGCCAGACGGAAUGACGGUUCAAUUUCUGGCGUGCCCCCGCUUCCUAGCAACAGCUAG